AUGGCAGACAAUCCCACGACGCAUCUCUGUGUUCAGAUACUACAAACUUUCUUCGGCGGACCGUGCUAUGAAAUUGGACGCGUCUUACUGUCUCGCGGGCGCCUGCCUUUGCCCUUAAUCGCCCGACUCACCAGACUCAAGCCGAGAACUGUGCGCGCCUGUUUAAUUGUAUUGAUUCAACACAACGUUGUUUGGUUUGCAGAGAGCGAUGGAGAAGACGGAGAAGGACCUAGAGGCGAUACUUUCUAUGAGGUGAACGUCGAGGAAGUAUGCAUGCGACUGAGGUUCGGAAAGUUUGUUGAGAUUGCUGCAGACGUGUUCGGGGAUGAGGCGAAAGAUAUCGUUAGAUGUAUUCUAGAUCACGGCAAAUUACGACUCCCUGCUGUACUCGACUUACUUGAAGUCAAUGCCCCUAAAAGUACGAUCUCUCAUCGAUCAACGUUUCAUGCUCUCGUCACUUCUCGCUAUCUCAUGCCCACAUCUCGCCUCCUGCAUACCUCUCCAAAGGACAAGAUCAUAGCAUGGGAAGAAAUCGAGAAGCGAAAACUCAAAGAGAUCCCAUCUGCCAAAGUGUUAAGGAGCAUUCGUGACGGCGUUGAAGAUAGGCUUAGAACGGAACGAGAGGGUCAGACCACCGGCUUGAAGCGAAAACCCAUCACGACAGGUGGCAAGGGACGAAAGAAACCACGUCGAGAUGAUGAGGACGAGGAAGUAGUUGAUGAGGAUGUCUGGUUUAGAGUGAACUACGAGAGGUUCAACGUUCAUUUGCGAGACACACUCCUCGCAACUGGCGCUGCGGAGCGAUACAACCCUUCCUUCGGUGCCGUGAUGAGUGCUCUUCUCGAAGCUGCUAUGUCGGUCCCGAAUACUCACCCUCGUCUGUCCGACGUCCGGUCGUCUCCCGUGUCCACGCCCACUCUCGCGACGUUUCUCCAAGGAGGCUCGUCGUUCGGUUCGAACGCCACAUCUCGUGCUCCUCUACUGUCAGCAGGGCUCAAGCUUCCCUCAUCUUCCACUGCCCCCACAAGCGCCCUGAAGCAGUAUCUUCUCGCUCUGUCGGCCUCUGAUAAUCCAACGCCAGCAGGGCAGGCAGGGGCCUUCACCUCCAGAUUUGCCGGAGGUGGAGGGGGGGAGGGCAAGGUGCAGGUGGAAUUCGAGACGAUCGCCGAGAGGAUGCGGCGACGGCUCGUGGAGGGGUAUGUCAGGGAAAGAUGGGGUGACGGCGCUGGCCGAGUUCUUGGCGUACUUUGGGGCGGAACCAUGAUGGACGAGAGACAGAUUGCCAAAAUCUCCUUGAUGCAGGCCUCUGUUGUCCGAGCGGCUCUUACCGCCCUGCAGUCCGCAAACUUCCUUUCACUGCAACAGGUCCCAAAGACACCACAACGAGAACCUGCCCGAUCCUUCUUCCUGUGGUAUUGCGACCCGCAGAAUUGCUAUACAUCGCUGCUCUCGACCCUGUACGGCACAAUCGCCAAUCUAAUCGAACGGCUAGAGCGCGAGGAAGAGGUUGCCACGCGGGAGGUGGCUAGACCAUGGAACGUUGCGCGUGCAGAGCGGUCCGCGGAGAGAGAAGGCAUUAAGUCCGAGCGUGAACGAAAACGCGACCGAGUUUGGGGCGCGGUGGGACGUGCUGACAGGGGCGUGUUGGUACUCAGGGAUCUUGUAGGUGGUACUGGAUGGGGCACAGGCACAGGAUUAGCCAUCUAG
Molecule: messenger RNA, 1707 nt
Organism: Dacryopinax primogenitus
Lineage: Eukaryota; Fungi; Basidiomycota; Dacrymycetes; Dacrymycetales; Dacrymycetaceae
Exons: 5
Coding region: 1-1707 (568 amino acids)
Biological process (GO): DNA-templated transcription
Cellular component (GO): RNA polymerase III complex
Molecular function (GO): single-stranded DNA binding
Source: RefSeq, a predicted model, not a curated record